ACUUGUAAAAAAAUGCCUCGUCGCGGACGUUCAGCAAGUCCUCCACCGGCUCCACAGCGAAGAGCUGCGCCCCCGCCAAGCAAUGUGCCCGCUCGUGCUCCUCCAGCAACACCAGCACCAGCACCAAUGACCGCUCAACCACAGCAGCCGUCACUGUUUGGUCAAAUGGCUGCUACCGCUGGAGGAGUGGCUGUUGGUUCUGCAGUGGGUCACAUGGCUGGCAGUGCUUUGACAGGAAUGUUCAGCGGAGGUAGCAGCGAGCCAGUGCCACAACAGCAACCGCAAGCUCAAGCACCAGCUCCUGUGUACAAUCAAAACCAACAACCACAAGGUCCAUGUGCUUGGGAGAUAAAGCAAUUCAUUGAAUGUGCCCAACAGCAGCAUGACCUAUCUCUUUGCGAAGGUUUCAAUGAGGCACUGCGUCAAUGCAAACUGAAUAACCACCUCUAAUUCAAAAUUAAAGAAGCUGCAAAAGGAUUCCAUAGGCUUAUGUUGUACUGGAAAACAUUUGAGAAGAUAGUCUAGAACAUUCUGGAUUACCUCAUUGUAAAAACUUGCCAUUUCAAAUUCAAAAUUGAGUAGCUUCCCAAUAGUUAUUUAGUUCCAACAAACGUAAUUUUCAAUUUUUUGUAGAUAAAUUUUAGUGCUUUUUAUUUGUUUUAUUUUAAGACAAGCAUUAUUAUGUAGUUGUUAAAAAUUGAUUUACGUAAUUUAUAGUGACAUAGAAUUAUACAUAUUAUAUUUAAGACAAUAAAAAUAAUCCAAACC
Molecule: messenger RNA, 768 nt
Organism: Diatraea saccharalis (sugarcane borer)
Lineage: Eukaryota; Metazoa; Arthropoda; Insecta; Lepidoptera; Crambidae
Source: the annotation of a GenBank genome assembly